Molecule: messenger RNA, 14277 nt
Organism: Salpingoeca rosetta
Lineage: Eukaryota; Choanoflagellata; Craspedida; Salpingoecidae
Product: plasminogen
Exons: 19
Coding region: 58-14277 (4739 amino acids)
Biological process (GO): protein dephosphorylation
Molecular function (GO): protein binding; protein tyrosine phosphatase activity
Source: RefSeq, a predicted model, not a curated record
CCGCUUCGGCUUCGCUUGCUUGCGCGCGUGCUGCAAACGUUCAAAACAGCAGCGGCCAUGUCGCGCGCAGUGACGACGACGCCGCCGCCGCCGCUGCUACUGCUGUGCAGUUUGCUUGUCGUGUCACUGCUGUCCGCUGACGUUGGUGCGCAGGAAUGCCCCGCAGGGUUCCAGCCAGACCCGCUCCGCGUCGUCGUCCUUGUUGAGGGCUCCUUCUACGUCGCGGAAGGGGAGUUUGCAGCCUUCACUCAGGCAGCGCUCGACGUCUCCACCGCCCUCCUUACCGCGUCCCCAACAGGCACACACCUCACCUCGGUCAUCGAGUUCUCCACCUUCCCAUGCAGCGCAGAGUCGCAGUGCACGCCGUUUGUGUCCGACGCGGAAGAGCUCGCCGACCGCAUCGACUCCAUCGACCAGAGCUUCGGCCUCGUCCGCACCGCAGGCGCUAUCCAGUAUGCCCUGGAUAACCGCUUCCAGGUGCCAGAUCCGGACCGCCGCUCCGUCUUGCUCGCCAUCGCAAAGUCUGCUCCCCUCAAUCCGAGCGAGCCCGUUCGCCAGGCACUGCAGGAUGCUGGCGUCGACGCCUUCUUCGUCUUGCUCGACCCGGAUAACUCAACCGUUCAGGACUUUCGCAACUGGGCCGCCUCCCCAGACAACGUGCUUCCCGUCGACACGCUGCAGGAUCUCGCCGACCCGAACAUUACAACCGCCCUGACCUCUGUUCUCGCUUGUCCUGACAUCACGACGUGCAUUGGCUCCAAGGACGCGGAUGAAGGCGACCCGUGCCAGUGCGCACAGGACUGCUUCUCGUGCCUAAAUGCCCGCAACACGUCCGUGUGCACGCGCUGCACCAACGGGAAGUACCUGUUCGAAGGCCGCUGUUACGCUGACUGCUCCUUCAGGGAAGAUCUGCAGGAGCGCGGCAAUGACACGGACGGCCGUCGCUGCAUCAUCGCCCCCAACUGCCCCGACGGCUUCUACGAGAGUGGUGAGCCCAUGGAUGGCGAGCGGCAGUGCAGCCCUAUCACGCAAUGCGGGGACAUGGAGGCCGAAACGCAAGCACCAACCUUCACCAGCGACCGUGUUUGCACCGCAUACGUCAACCUUUGUGGCGAUUCCACAGGCUGUGUGUACGACGCGAACAACAUGGGGUACCGCGGCCCAAUCGCCACCACCCGCAACGGCCGCACGUGCCAGCGGUGGGACUCACAGUCGCCGCACCCGCACUCGUUCACACCACUGCUCUUCCCCGACGCCGACUUGCGGGAGAACUACUGCCGCAACCCGGAUGGCGAGCGCACUGCGUGGUGCUUCACAACAGACCCCAGCAGACAGUGGGAGCUGUGCGACGUGUGCUCCCACUACCUCGUAGCGCCGCCCACAGCCACGUCCGAUACCGUGUGCGCACGCAUCUCGCGACCCUGCAGGUCAUCAGAGGUGGAGGUCAUUGCAGCCACCGCCCUCAACGACCGCGUGUGCCGCCCAGCUGAUCUCACCUGCCCCGAGGACCAGUACCGCACACCACUCUACGAGUGCGACGACCUGACAGAGUGCAUGUUGGGCCAGUACGAGUCGGAUGCUCCAACGCCAACCAGCGACCGCAUGUGCGCGUCCGUUAACCCCUGCUAUCCACACCAGUACGAGGCCAGCCCGCCCACUGUCACCUCCGACCGCGUGUGCGUGGCCAUUUCAAACUGCACCACUUCGCAGUUCCAAACAGCGGCGCCAACCGCCACAUCCAACCGGGAGUGCCGGUCCAUUCGUCCACCAUGCAUGCUUGGGUCGGAAUACCUCGUUGCCGAGCCGACCACAACCACGGAUCGCAUCUGCGAAGACGUGAAGAAUUGCACAGAGUCACAGUUUCAGGUCGUCGCACCCACAGCUACCAGCGACCGCGUGUGUGCAAAGCUGCGCGAGUGCCGGGAUGAUCAGUACAUUGCCGUGCCGGCCACGCCCACCAGCAAUCGCAUCUGCCUUCGUCUUGCAGAAUGCACUGAGGACCAAUAUGAGCUCGUCGAGCCAACAGAAACUUCAAACCGGGUGUGUGCCCCGUGCACGCCGUGCCCGGUUGGUGUUGCUUUUGAAGAGCGCGCAUGCACCAACGUGUCCAACACGGUGUGCAGCGUGUGCCGCACAUGUGGUGAGGGCACGUUCGAGUCCUCCCCCUGCAACACGACUAAUCGCGUGUGCGACCCUAUCUCCGAGUGCACAGCCACCCAGUAUGAGUUUGACCCGCCCACGGCAACCACAGACCGUGUCUGCCGCAACCUCACGCAGUGCCUUCCGUUUAUUGAGUACGAAUCACAACCACCAACACCGACGUCGAACCGUGAGUGCGCCCUCACCUCCUGUGACCCCGGCACCUUCGAAGUUGUUCCACCAACCAUCACCAGCGCAAGAGAGUGCGAUCCCGUGAAGCAAUGCCGUCUCCCUUGUGAUGGUGGACAAUUCCCCGACGGAGACACGUGCACGUGCGGUCUUGCGUGCACCACAUGCAACGUCUUUGGUGACGGCAACGCACAAUGUGUCGAGUGCGCUGAGAACCUGUACGUGUUUGAGGGUGGGUGUGUGAGCAACUGCACGCAGUUUGCUGGCUACCGUCCCGCUGUCACCACGAGUGGUGUGGCCUUCUGCCAGUCCGCCACCAACGACGUCACGCCCCCAACCCUUGUCUCCGAGUACGAGAGCGAGGCACCCACACCCACAACCGACCGCCAGUGCACACCCCACACCUUCUGCUUCCUGGGCCAAUACGAGUCCGCGCCUGCGACGUUCACGUCCAACAGGGAGUGCGACCCCAUCACCCAGUGCAGCGAUGACCAGUUUGAGCUCGCCCCCUUCACGGCAACCACGGACCGGCGCUGUCAGAACUACACCACGUGUGAGCUGGGCAGCACAUUCCAGACAGUGGGCCCAACACCCACCACAGAUCGCAAGUGCGACGCAUGCACGGUGUGCCCUUCCACCCACCGCCAAAUUGCAGAGUGCACGCUGCUCCUCAACGCCGAGUGCGAGGAGUGCUCCUCCUGCCCCUCAGGAACCUACAUGGACCAGGCUUGCACCGAUGACCACGACACCAUCUGUGCGCCCUGCGACACGUGCGCCACCGGCAAAUACGAGGCGGCCGCUUGCGAUCCGCUCCACAACACGCAGUGCGAGCCCUGCGAUGUGUGCUCGCCCUCCCAGUACCAGCUGCGCGCGUGCCGGGCCACCCUCAACACCGUGUGCGAGCCCCUUCGCAACUGCACCCUUGGCCAGCAGUACGAGAGCACCGCGCCCACGCCCACCUCCGACAGGCAGUGCAGCGACGUCACCCAGUGCGUGCACGAGUGCACGGGUCAGGAGUGCAUGUGCCCCGAGCACUGCGGCACCUGCAUUGUCAACAGCGGUGACUUCAACACGUGUGUCGAGUGCAAGGACUCGUUCUACCUCUACUUUGGCCUCUGCUUCCGCUCGUGCUCCUUCUUCCCGGACACAGAGCCUGUGGGCCAAGACAUGGUUGGUCGAUACUGCUCCCCCACAGACCCAGACGCGCCCACCACACAGCUGCCUGCACUCGAGUACCAAAGCACACCGCCCACAGCCACCAGCAACGCAGAGUGCUCGCUCGUCACGGACUGCGUCGGAGACGAAAUUGAGCGCAUGCCGCCAACGCUGACGUCCAACCGCGUGUGCGUCAACGCCACAACGACGACAAGCACGACUACAACGACGACCUCUUCCUCUUCCACGACCACAACAACGAGUUCCACAACGACCACAACCACGAGCACCACGACGUCCACCACUGGCACCGGCACCACCACAACAUCCGCAACAUCCACGAUGACAACGACGACGAGUGAGCAGCGCCCGCCAUUUGUUGCAUAUGAGGUGCUUGCAGAGGGCGAACAACGGGUCUCCAACGCGUUUGAUUCGGAGGACUUGCUGGAUAAGUUCACGGACAUCCCAUUGCAAGAGUGCAAGACGCAGUGUACGCUGAGGGAAGCCUGUGCUGGCUUGUAUCACCUCACCAACAGGCAAGGACGCGUGGUAUGCCGUCUCCUCACACGCACAGUUGACGACUUUGUUGGUAGCGCCGGUGUCAUUGGUGUCAGCUUGAGGAAGGUGUACACCUUCACCACAACCACCACCCCGUUCUCAACUUCUUCGACGUCUUCCACCACCACAACAAGCACGACCACCACAACAAGCACGACCACCACAACAAGCACGACCACCACGCCUGAAACAACGUCGUCCACACUAGCGUCCAAUUCCACGCUGUCCACAACAGCCACAUCAUCUUCGUCGACCACAGCAACAACAACGACGACGACGACGAUGACGAUGACGACGACGACGACGACGACGACGACUGGUGCAUCCAACAUCACCUCAACCACAAGCACAAGCACAACAGAAUCGCAAUCGCCCUCCACCACUGAAAUUUCCACGAGCACCACAACCCCUCUCACAAACCAGACCACCGCAAGCUCUGUAUCAUCCACCUCCUCCACCACUACGUCCACAACUUCUACCACUACAACCACCACCACUACAACCACCACCACCACAACUACAACCACCACCACCACAACUACUUCGACAUCAUCCAACAUCACGGCCACAUCAACCAUGAGUUCCAUUUCGUCAACCACAAGCACAACGACGUUAGCAACAACAACCGCCACAGGCAGUGGGGCUACCUCAACUUCAUCGACAACUUCAUCGACAACGACAACAACGACGACGACGACGACCACCACCACCACCACCAUAUCGACUUCUACAUCAGCAACAACGACAACUAGCACCCCAACUGGUGUCAAUACCACGUCCACUUCCACUUCCACUUCCACUUCCACGCCCUCCACGUCCGCAACCACAGCCCCUGUGAAUGAGACGACCGUGACAACAACCACCACGGGUAGCACAUCGAUGCCAACCACUUCGUCGGGAGUAUCUGUCAACACAACAUCGACAUCCACGACGAGUACUUCCACCACAGCCGCUUCCACUACAACAACAAUAACAUCCUCCUCCACCUCCACCUCCACCACAACAACCACAAGCUCGCAGGGUGCAAACGCAACUGUGUCGUCGUCCUCACCCUCAUCAUCGUCCACAUCAUCAUCGACCACCUCCACCUCCACGUCAACAACGAGCGUGGUGGCCAAUGCAACGAGCACAGCAUCGUCCCCGAGCUCAUCAACGACGACAACAACAACAUCGACAUCAUCAACCACCGGCAACAAUGCCACCACCAGCACUUCAACUGCUUCCAAUGCGACCACUUCCACAGCCUCCAUAACAAGCACCACCACCACCACCACCACCACCACCACCACCACUACUACCACUACUACUACUACUACUACUACUACUACUACUACUACUACUACUACUACUACUACUACUACUACUACUACUACUACUACUACUACUACUACUACUACUACUACUACUACUACUACUACUACUACUACUACUACUACUACUGCGCCCGCCACGACCACGACGACCGUGUCCACUUCGAGCUCAUUUGUUGUCGAAAACUCGACCAUUGUCACCUUCAGCUUCACAGACCUAAACUUCACCGACGUUCUUCCGUCUGAGAAGUCAAAGGCGGCGUUUAUUGAGGAGCUGACAGCAGCACUCCGCAUCCUGCUUGGCCCAGAUGUGGACUUUGUUGUUUAUGACGUGCGUCCCGGAUCAAUUAUUGUCGACCUUCUCAUGCGCAGCACAAACGACAUCUUCCAACUCCAGUCUCUGGUGCAGAACAAUCAGCUCAUCUUCGUCUUCAACGACACGCUGUUUGCCGCAGACCCGGAUCAGUUCACGCCGAUUGUCGUCACAAGCACCACGUCUUCAACCACGUCGACAACCACCGUGCCCACGUGCACUUCGCUGGAGUACCUUGAUAACGGUGUCUGCAUUCCCCUUCGCACGUGCACGCCCGGCAGCGAGUACGAAAUUGUGGCUCCAACACCAACAUCAGACCGAAAGUGCACGAGCGUGUCGCCCACUUGCGAUGGCGUCUUCACCUACGAGUCUGCACCACCAACAGCGACCACAGACAGGGUGUGCUCAGACGUCACGCCAUGCGAAUUUUACGACGACCAAGCGAGCGUGGUCAUUGAGUUCCCAGGCGUGAGCUACGAUGCAGUCGUGGGUAACCCGCUCAACACCACGCGUGCUGAAGAGGCGCAGCUUAGCAUCAUGGUUGCGCUGAUGCAGCAAGGCGUUGACCUAGCGGAUGUGAUUGAUGUGCAUCUGGCCAACGGGUCCAUCAUCGCCACCAUCGUUGGCACACGGCCCACUGGCCUGGCUAUCAAGGACCUUUUCGCCACCUUGCCUGAUGGACUGCUUGUUGUUUUUGACAUCGGUGGCGGGCAGUCGCAGUUUGCACGCGGUGGACACAUCGAGCGCCACGACGACGACGGGAUCAGUCACGGUGACCUUGUCCCCAGAGACAACAACAUCCACCACCACUACCACUACCACCACAACGACAAGUGGGUCGGUCACGCGCACAACGUCGGGAACACCCAUCACCUCACCUGGGACCACAUCGACGACCACUACCACCACAACUACUACCUCGCCUUCGGCUCCAACCUCGCCCACGAUCCCCACGCCAGUGACAACGACGUCCACGACUACAACAACAACAACGACAACAACAACAACUACCACGACCACCACGACCGCUACCAGCACAACGACGCCGCCACUUUCUGCGACUCAACCACAAGCACAACGACGCUGUUCAAGCACAACGACGACGACGACGACGCCAAACCGCGAGUGCGCGACAUUGCAGACCAGGCGGAGUGCAGCCAACAACAUCAACGCCUUCGCCAAACCGCGGGUGCGGGGGACAUUGCAGACGAGGCGGAAUGCAUCAACGCUGGCUGGUGGACGUUUGACUUCCAGUGCAGCGGUUCCGGACACCGAAUGUGCACGGAGGUGCCACUUGAGGGAGGACACAACGCCGCUUUUUCAGCCCCAACAAACGUCAACGCCCAUCCGCCAAACCGCGAGGUGCGCGGACAUUGCCAGGCCCAGGCAGAGUGCAUCAACGCUGGCGGGUGCACGUUUGACUUCCAGUGCAGCGUGUCCCGGACCCCAAGGUGCACGGAGGCGCCACUUGAGGAGGAGUGCAACGGUGUGGACGGGUGCGCGUGGUUUGCCGAGGGCAACCUGUGCUACUCUGUUGAGGAUGGGCUUGACUGCACGGCGCUGUUUGACCCGACAUCGUGCGGUGCGGCUGCUGGGUGCGCGUACAACCAGACGCUGGCGGCGUGCUACGAUGUGGCUGAGGGGCUGCAGUGCUCUGCCAUCUUCCUUCCCGAGGAUUGCAGGCAGCAGCCUGGGUGCACGUAUGUGGGUGAGGCAGGGCGGUGUUAUCCGAGCGACGCGCCUGUUCCGUGCAUUGACAUAUUUGUGCGGGAGUCGUGCGAGAUGCAGGAUGAGUGUGCGUUUGAUGAUGCGCAGGGGGUGUGCUAUGUUGCGUCUGAGGGCAUUCCGUGCGAUCGCCUGAUUGCGAUUGACGUGUGCAUGAUGCGUGCGGACUGCGAGGUGCGGAACGGGGCGUGCCUGUCCAACACCACAUGUGCGGGCUACCCGCAGCAAACAACGCAAGGCCCCACGCCCGCCACCGUUGCCACCGCAGCUACUGCCGCUCCCACAACAACGACCACCACCUCUACCACCACCACCACCACCACCACCACCACCACCACCACAACAACGCUGUUCAGCCCAACAACGUCAACGCCAUCGCCAAACCGCGAGUGCGCGGACAUUGCAGACCAGGCGGAGUGCAUCAACGCUGGCGGGUGCACGUUUGACUUCCAGUGCAGCGUGUGCCGGACACCGAGGUGCACGGAGGUGCCACUUGAGGAGGAGUGCAACGGUGUGGACGGGUGCGCGUGGUUUGCCGAGGGCAACCUGUGCUACUCUGUUGAGGAUGGGCUUGACUGCACGGCGCUGUUUGACCCGACAUCGUGCGGUGCGGCUGCUGGGUGCGCGUACAACCAGACGCUGGCGGCGUGCUACGAUGUGGCUGAGGGGCUGCAGUGCUCUGCCAUCUUCCUUCCCGAGGAUUGCAGGCAGCAGCCUGGGUGCACGUAUGUGGGUGAGGCAGGGCGGUGUUAUCCGAGCGACGCGCCUGUUCCGUGCAUUGACAUAUUUGUGCGGGAGUCGUGCGAGAUGCAGGAUGAGUGUGCGUUUGAUGAUGCGCAGGGGGUGUGCUAUGUUGCGUCUGAGGGCAUUCCGUGCGAUCGCCUGAUUGCGAUUGACGUGUGCAUGAUGCGUGCGGACUGCGAGGUGCGGAACGGGGCGUGCCUGUCCAACACCACGUGUGCGGGCUACCCGCAGCAAACAACGCAGGCUCCAACCUCGCCCACGAUCCCCACGCCAGUGACAACGACGUCCACGACCACCACCUCUACCACCACCACAACCACGACGACGACAACUACCACGACCACCACGACCGCUACCAGCACAACGACGCCGCCACUUUCCGUUUCCUCAACAACCACAACGACCACCUCUCGCACAGGCGACUCAACCUCGUCAACAACAACCACCACAAGCACAACGACGACGACGACGACGACCACCACCACCACCACAAGCACAACGACGCUGUUCAGCCCAACAACGUCAACGCCAUCGCCAAACCGCGAGUGCGCGGACAUUGCAGACCAGGCAGAGUGCAUCAACGCUGGCGGGUGCACGUUUGACUUCCAGUGCAGCGUGUGCCGGACACCAAGGUGCACGGAGGCGCCACUUGAGGAGGAGUGCAACGGUGUGGACGGGUGCGCGUGGUUUGCCGAGGGCAACCUGUGCUACUCUGUUGAGGAUGGGCUUGACUGCACGGCGCUGUUUGACCCGACAUCGUGCGGUGCGGCUGCUGGGUGCGCGUACAACCAGACGCUGGCGGCGUGCUACGAUGUGGCUGAGGGGCUGCAGUGCUCUGCCAUCUUCCUUCCCGAGGAUUGCAGGCAGCAGCCUGGGUGCACGUAUGUGGGUGAGGCAGGGCGGUGUUAUCCGAGCGACGCGCCUGUUCCGUGCAUUGACAUAUUUGUGCGGGAGUCGUGCGAGAUGCAGGAUGAGUGUGCGUUUGAUGAUGCGCAGGGGGUGUGCUAUGUUGCGUCUGAGGGCAUUCCGUGCGAUCGCCUGAUUGCGAUUGACGUGUGCAUGAUGCGUGCGGACUGCGAGGUGCGGAACGGGGCGUGCCUGUCCAACACCACAUGUGCGGGCUACCCGCAGCAAACAACGCAAGGCCCCACGCCCGCCACCGUUGCCACCGCAGCUACUGCCGCUCCCACAACAACGACCACCACCUCUACCACCACCACCACCACCACCACCACCACCACCACCACAACAACAACAACAACAACAACAACAACAACAACAACAACAACGACAACGACAACGACAACAACAACUACUACUACAACAACUACAACAGCUGCCCGCCGCCGUCGUCGGGGUGAAGACUAUGUGGACCACUAUUCCUUGGCCCGGGCCAUCCUUCGCCGUGCAUCGACCUCGUACUUUCAAGUUGCACUGCCCACACCCACAUCCAACCGCAUGUGCCAGAUGGUGCAGAACUGCGGCGAUGACGCCUACACCGUUGUUGAGGCGACAUACACCUCUGACAGGCGCUGCGAACAGUACACGCCAUGCGGGCCCACCGAGUACAUCUCUGUUGCGGGCACGCCAACGACCGACCGCGAGUGUGGUAACCUGACCAUGUGCACGAGCGACGAAUAUGAGAUGAUUGCGCCCACUGCAACGUCCAACCGGUUCUGCGAUGACGUUGCGCCACCAUGCAUGUUCCCUGAGCAGUUUGAACAAAGCGCGCCAACAGCCACCAGCAACCGCGUGUGCGAGCGCGUGCGCACGUGCGAGGCAGAGGAAUACCAAGUGGCCGCGCCAACCAACACCACCAACCGCAUCUGCCAGGCAGUCUCCGAUCUCUGUGACGGCCUGUUCACCUACCAGUCGGCGCCACCAACAGCGACUACGGACAGGGUGUGCACAGACGUCACGCCGUGUAACUUCUUUGACAACCAGGAGCUGGUGACCAUUGAGUUUGGGAACAUUUCGUUGGCAGAUGUCGUGGGCGACCCUUUCAACACCACACGCGCGCGUCUGGCCCAGGUUUCCGUGGUGAUUGCGCUGCUGCCGUAUGGUGUUGACCCGCGCGAGGUUGCUGAUUUGCACCUCGGCAGUGGCUCCAUUCUCGCCACCAUCGUCGGCACGCGUGCGGUUGCCGAUCGCGUGCGUCAGGCGUUUGACGAGGCCCUCGUCGAUGGACUGGCGGUCGCGUUUGAUGUUGGUGGUGGUCAGACAAAGGUUGUUCGUGGGUUCCUGCUCGAGGCACCCACAACAACUCUCACAACCCCAUCGUCGACCACAACCAGCACAGCCAUGUUCGACACAAGUGGCAACAGUGGCAGUGGCGACACGACUUCUACCACCACCACCACCACCACCACUACCACUACAACUACGACUACAACUACAACCACGACGAGUACCACCACCAGCACAGCUACAACUACGGAUGCUGGUGGCCAGAGGCGACGACGGCGCGAUACUGACGCCUCUAUCGUUGUUGACAACGAUGAUGCAGUUGCUGUCCUUGAGCGUGCGCGCCGCGUUGCUGCGUUGCGUGAGUACGAGGCCGUCCCGGCAUCGCCAUUCAGUGACCGCAUGUGCCUGCCCGUGUCGGACCCGUGCAACUUCACAACGCAGUACGAGUCACAGCCACCAUCGCCCAUCAACGACCGCACGUGCUCGCAGCUGACCGUGUGCAACGCAACCCAGUAUGAGCUGGUGGCGCCGACGCCGUCAUCCAAUCGCGAGUGCGAGGACCACGCCCCCAUGUGUCCGCCUGGCAUGUACGAGGCAGAAGCGCCCACCCCCACCUCGGAUCGCCAAUGCAAGCGCAUCAGCAAGUGUGACCUUGCCACGCAGUACAUCUCCGCUGCACCCACGAUCACAAGCGACCGCAUCUGCGCAAACCUGACGGUGUGUGGGUCAGACAUGUUUGAGUUGGUGGCGCCAACACCGACCAGCAACCGCGAGUGCGACGUGUGCUCGCCGUGUAACGCGGGCGAAUAUCAGCUGCUGCCGUGUCUGCCGCGCUCCGACCGCGAGUGUGAGCCGUGCAAUCCGUGCACGCCAGGCAACACGACGCUCGUUGCAGAGUGCACGCUGGAACGCGACACCAUCUGCACGGAAUGCGCCUCGUGCCGCUCAGACCAGUGGAUUUCGUCGCCAUGUACUGUGAGCUCGGACACGGUGUGCAGCAACAUUACGCAAUGCGACUUCCCACGCGAGUACCGCGAUGUGCCGGCGACGCUGACCAGCAAUGCCGUGUGCAAGAACGUGUCCACGUGCGCGCCGGGGCAGUUCAUCUCCGCACAGGCCACGCCCACCAACGACGUGACGUGCGCAAACGUGUCGCUGCCGUGCUCGGGCGAGACAUACGAAGCACGCGCGCCAACAGCAACAAGCGACCGCCUCUGCCUGCCGCUGGCGCAGUGUGAUGUCAGCACACAGUACAUUGCUGCCAACGAGACGGCGACGAGCAACCGCGUGUGCGCCAACGCCACCAUCUGUGAAGACGGCGAGUACGAACGCAGGCCGCUCACGCUGUACGUGAACAGGGACUGCCGUGAGCUGCGCACGUGUGCGCUUGACGAGUUUGAAGCCGUGGCGCCCACGCCCACGACAAACCGGGUGUGCAACGAGACGCGCGUGUGCACGGACGAGGAGUAUCAGGUCUUGAAUGCCACAGCGACAAGCAACCGCGUGUGCGCCACGCUCGCGCCCUGCAACCUGCAAGACUUUGCGCAGUACAUUGACGUCCCGGCCACGCCCACAUCCGACCGGGUGUGCCUGGACACCGAGGUGUGCAACGCAACGUCUCACGAGACGGUCGCGCCCACAGCCACGUCUGACCGCAGGUGCAUGCUGAACGACGUGUGUGAGGCGGUGGGCGUGGAGUUUGAAGCAUCCGCGCCAACAGCCACCACAGACAGGGUUUGUCUGCCCGUGCUGCCGUGUGACCCCGGCUUUUUCGAAACCGCGUCGCCAACACGCACGAGCAACCGGCUCUGCGACCAGUACACACCCGCGUGCGGACCCCUGGGCGUGGAGUACGAGAGCGUUGCGCCCACGCCCACCAGCGACCGCCAGUGCUCGCUUGUUGCUGCUCCGUGCGGCAGCUUGCAGUACGAGGCAACCGCGCCCACCCUGUCCUCCAACCGGGUUUGCGUUGGCCUGAGCCCGUGUGACCUUGCAAUGCAGUGGAUCGACACGCCUGCGACGGCAACGACAGACCGCUCGUGCUCGCCGCUGCGUGUGUGCACGAGCACAGAGUACAUCACGCUGGAGGCGACACCCACCAGCAACCGCGAGUGCGACUACCUGCGAAACUGCACGUGGGGUGAGACGUACGAGAGCAUGUCAGCCACACCAACAAGCGACCGUGAGUGCUCUCCCGUGUCCAACUGCACGCUCGGUGAGACAUACGAGGUUGCAGCACCGACGCUCACCGGCAACCGCAAGUGCGACAACGUGUCCAUGGACGAGUGCAUCUUUGGGCUGACGUACGUGGAGACAAACGCCACGCUGACCUCAGACGUGGUGUGCUCGCCUAUUCGGGAGUGUCUGGAUGGCGAGGCGUUGGUGUAUGAGCCCCUGAGCAUCUAUGAGAACCGCCUGUGCACGACACGGCAGUCAUCGUCGUCUGCACAAUCGGUCGUCGGGCCCGUUGUGGGCGUGCUGGCUGCCCUUGUUGCGCUGGUGCUGCUUGGGUUUGCGCUCAUCACACACCGCCGCCGCCGUCGCAAGGGCGGAAAGGACAUCACGCCCCGCAACGAAGAGCUUGGGCUUGGCGAAUACCGCGAGCAGCGUGACGAUUACGAAGAGCCUGCAGCGCUUGAGGAGAGCAGGUUCAAGAAGGGUCUUCGCCGCGGCUCCGUGUCUUUCAGCGACAGCAACGUGGAGGUUGCCAUUGACCAGGCCCGCUCGCCACAGGACGGCACGGUCGACGUGUCCAUUGCGCGCGAGCCCAUUGGGCCGCAUAACGUUGGCAUGCGCGUGCUGGUGAAAGGGUAUGGACCGGGGACGCUGCUGUACUACGGAAAGCACGCGACCAAGCCCGGCUACCGCUGUGGUGUCGCGCUUGAUGACCCCAUUGGUCGAAACAACGGCACAGUGGGCGGGUUCUGGUACUUUGACUGCGACGACAACCAUGGCAUUCUGUGUGACCCGCGCAAGGUCCGCGUGUGCCCACCAGAGGCGUCUGUGUUCUACUUGGCGCCAACCGCUGACUGCGACGACUGCGAGCUUGAGCCGCACGACGCCAGCAACAUCCGCGACGAGCAGCAGCGCUUCCUUGAUGAGGGCAUGAAGGGCGCCAUCGAGGAGUUCCAGACCAUCCCAAAGACAUCUGCCACUGGAUCGUUCACCCACUCGCAGAGGGAGCGCCAGAAGAACAGGUACCUGGACAUCCUGGCGUACGAUCAGACGCGUGUGCGGCUCGGUGAUGAUGGCUCUGGAAGCGACUACAUCAACGCCAACUACGUCACGUUCCCAAGCACGCCCACGCCGUUCCGCUUCAUCGCCAGCCAGGGUCCCAAACCCAACACAGUCAACGAGCACUGGCAAAUGCUUUGGGAGCAGCGGGUCCAUGUGAUUGUGAUGCUGGCGCAGGUGGUUGAAGGUGGUCGGCAGAAGUGCGCGCAAUACUGGCCACCCGGCGCAGGCCAGACCAUGACAACGCCCUUGUUGGAGGUGACCCACGUGUCCUCCACGCCCGAUGACCCGUACGAUCCAGAGAUUAUCACUACGAAGCUCAAGGUUCGCCACCGCAUCAACGGGCAAGUUCGCGAGAUCACGCACGUGCAGUACGUGGGGUGGCCUGACCACGGCGUGCCAGAGUCACCAGACAAGUUCCUUGACCUUGUUGACCGUGUUCAGCGUCUUCGCAGCCAGCUCCCGGAGGAUGCGCCCUACAUCCUCGUGCACUGUUCUGCAGGCAUUGGCCGCUCUGGUGUUCUCAUUGUUGUCCUCGUCAUGCUGGACAGGCUGCGAAAGAAGAAACUACCAAACGCGCGCGAGAUUGUCAAGGCACUUCGGGAGCAACGCAUGGGCCUGGUGCAGGUGGCUGCGCAGUACCGUUUCUGCUUCACGGCGUGCCUUGCAAAGCUCGAUUCGAUCGACUGGACAUACGAGCAGCCCCAGCAGAUGUCGCGUUGA